Messenger RNA from Asparagus officinalis (garden asparagus), 605 nucleotides. Its product is annotated as prostatic spermine-binding protein-like. The transcript is spliced from 2 exons. Lineage: Eukaryota; Viridiplantae; Streptophyta; Magnoliopsida; Asparagales; Asparagaceae. The coding region runs from base 6 to 374 and encodes 122 amino acids. The record is from RefSeq and is a predicted model, not a curated record.
UGAAGAUGAAGAGGGAAAUAUUCGGUGGAAGGCAAGAGGAUGUCGAUAGUGAUAGCGGAGAUGAGGAUGACGGGGAUGAUGAAGAUGAUAGUGAUGGCGGCAAUGGGGAUGGCAGGAAUGAGGAGGAUGAUAGAGAUGUAGGCGAAGGUGAAGGUGAAAGUGAUGGUGGAGUAGGAGAUGAGGGGGAUGGUGGUGAUGUGGAUGAGGAUGAUGAAGAUGUAGAUAGAAUGAAUGUAGAUAAAGAUGAUGGUGGAGAUGGUGCUAAUGACGAUGUAGACAUGGAUUCAAUUGAAGUGGAUGAUGACACCUUUCUGCUUAGCCCAUGCGAUAUUACGGUGAUUGAAGGCAAGCGUAAAACCCCUUCCAUUAAAUGAACGGUUCUAUCGAGAUCUCGGCUCGCCGGACUAUCUACACGUUCUCCUUUUGUCCCGUUUUGUAAUCGAAAAGGUGUACCAAAAUAUCUGGGAAGGAAGUAAGGGAUGAUGAACGAGAACUACUCGAUAACUUUUGGAAGGACAAAAAGAUGACAAUGGAGACGUUAGUGUGGUCAUCAAGUGAUGCUUUGGUAACUCGCAAGGAUGCAUUGGAAUUAUUUAAAGGAGAAG